Cyphellophora attinorum is the source of this 1143-nucleotide messenger RNA. RefSeq lists its product as uncharacterized. The record is from RefSeq and is a predicted model, not a curated record. The transcript is spliced from 2 exons. NCBI's taxonomy places the organism in Eukaryota, Fungi, Ascomycota, Eurotiomycetes, Chaetothyriales, Cyphellophoraceae. The coding region runs from base 1 to 1143 and encodes 380 amino acids.
AUGGAGACUCUCGUGGCAUUAUACGCUCAGAACCCGAAUGUCCCACACAACAGCGAAGUGCCCGCAAUCAUCAGCCUGAAUGCCGCCUUCCUCGCCGUUACAACCUCGAUCAUCGCACUGAGGGUAGUCGUUCGAACAUUCAUUGUCAAGCAUGUGGCUCUGGAGGACUGGUUGAUGGUGGCUGCUGGAGUAUUUGGAGCAACCUUUUCAGCAUUAAACAUAGCCGCCGCACAUUAUGGCCUUGGCCGGCACGUAUACGACCUCGACCUCAGCAACCUCAUUCCCAACGUCAAGAAGAUCAUCCAGACACUAUGGGUGUGUCAGAUACUCUACACAACGUCGCUCGCUCUCGUCAAGCUCAGCAUCGUGGCUUCAUUCCAUCGCAUCUUCCCAACCCGCGCUGUCCGCUGGACUCUAUACACACUCGCUGGCUUCAUCACCGCCGUUUGGGUCGUGGGUAUCUUCGCCACCAUUUUCCAGUGCACCCCAAUCUACGCGGCAUGGGACUUCGAGGCCGCUACGGCCCCAGGAGCGCACUGUCUACCCAUCAUGAAAGUGUACUACUUCACUACCGCCUUCAGCAUACUUACCGACUUGAUGCUCUGUGUGCUGCCGCUCCCACUCUUCUGGCAGCUGAAGUUGCCUGUUAGGGAGAAGAUGAUCGUUUCUGGACUCUUUGCAUUCGGUCUUGUUGCUGCAGUCGCAAGCAUUAUGCGCAUCACAACUUUGCAGGGAGUUCAGAAUGUCGACUUCUCUAUCGGCGCCGUCCCGACUCUGAAUUGGUCGGCCGUUGAACUUGGCACGGGCAUCAUCUGUGCGUGCAUACCAUGCUUGAAGCCGCUGUUCAAAAAGCUACUGCCAGGCAGGUUCUUUUCGACAGCAGGAGGCAGGAGGGGCGGAACCGGCAGAACUGCAAGUAGAGCAAGGAGCGAGGCAGCCAGCAGGAGGCAGAGCAGGCGGGUCAGUGUGAGACCUCAGGACACGGAGAUGAUGCAUGUCAGAACGCAAGACUUUGUCGGAAAGGUGCCACUAUCGCACGUCGUCCAACAGAUGGUCGAUAGAGACAGGAUUGGCGUUGCUAGUAGUGGGGAAGAGAAGACUUCGAUGCACAAAGCCAGAAUCGAGAGUCGGGAAUUUGUAUAA